AUUCGGUUGAACGGUGGGGUUUGGGACGGGUGACGUGUCACUGUGGCGGGACUUUUGAAACGCGGGGUUGUGAGAAGGGACCUUUGGGUGGAACGCUCUGCCUCUGCGCAGCAUCCUUAGAACAGAAGCGACGGGGUCGUGUGAAGGCAGCCGGCCUGCCCGCACCUGGUGGCAUUUCUGUGAACACAGUUUAAGCGAGAGGAUGGCCAAACGGGACGCUGCAGAGUGAACGGCAGCGGUCUGAGUGCGAACCCUUUGGAAGCGAUGUUCUUGGCACAUGGAACUGAUAUGUAGGCAUUUCUGUUACGUCCUCCACGAGCCCUCCCACCCGUGCCAAGAUGAGGUUCCACUUAGUCGUCCCAAGAAAAAGAAGCCGAGAACGAAAACCAUGCUAGCAAGUGCUUCUUUGGAAGGUCUUGUUCAGACUGCUAUUCAUAGGCCAUCUGAGAGCAGCGAGCCACCAACUAAAGAACUCGCAGAGCACCCAGAAGCUCCUGUUCAGAGAAGACAGAAGACAAGGGUACCUCUUGAAUUGGAGACUGCCUUCACCCAGGAGACAUCUAGUCCAUCUUCAUUACGGAAUGAAAAUGGUAUCGAUGUGGAGCCAGCUGAGGAGCCCAUUAUUAAAAAACCUCGAAGGAAGACAAAGAAGGCCCGGCCAGCAGAAUUGCAGUAUGCCAAUGAGCUAGGAGUAGAAGAUGAAGACAUAAUUACUGAUGAGCACAGGAGUCCAGAACAACAGUCUGUAUUCACUGCGCCCACUGGCAUUAGCCAGCCUGUAGACAAAGUGUUUGUGGAAAAAAGCCGGCGAUUCCAGGCCACCGACCGUUCAGAGUUGAUAAAGACCACAGAGAACGCAGACGUGUCGAUGGACACGAAGCCCUCCUGGACGACCAGGGACGUCGCCCUCUCGGUGCACCGGGCUUUCAGGAUGGUGGGUCUGUUUUCUCAUGGCUUCUUGGCUGGCUGUGCUGUGUGGAAUAUUAUUGUGAUAUAUGUUCUAGCAGGACAUCAGCUUUCUAACCUCCCCAACCUUCUGCAACAAUACAAGACAUUAGCAUAUCCAUUCCAGAGUCUUCUCUACUUGCUUUUGGCUCUAAGUACAGUUUCAGCUUUUGACAGGAUUGACUUUGCCAAAACAUCAGUAGCAAUCCGAAAUUUUCUUUCCCUGGAUCCAACAGCUUUUGCAUCUUUCUUGUACUUCGCUGCUCUUAUACUAUCUCUGAGUCAGCAAAUGACAAGUGACAGAAUCCACCUUUACACACCUUCUUCUGUUAAUGGCAGCCUCUGGGCGGCAGGAAAUGAGGAGCAGGUUCUCCAGCCGUGGAUCCUGGUGAAUCUGGCAGUGACCAUUCUGGUUGGACUGUCUUGGCUUUUCUUGUCUUACAGGCCAGGCAUGGAUCUUAGCGAAGAGUUGAUGUUCUCCUCUGAGGUGGAAGAAUAUCCUGAUAAAGAUAAAGGAUAAGGCCUCUUCCUAAUGCCUCUCACCUUCAGAGGAAUAACGGCCCAGUGUUUAGAAUUCUUCCCAUCCUUGUUUUUAAAUGUAUUUUUAUAAGAUAUGCACAGGUGUAUUUGGAAUUGAUUUUUUUUGAUUAUGUAAUACUGAAAAAAUUCUCAAGAUUAUGGAAAUUGUUAAAAUUGUACCUGCGGUUUAUACCCAAACAUCAUCAGUUUAAUGACAAAGGAGGUCAUAAGCUAGAAACAAGUAAGUGAAAGUGCUUAUUUCCUGUUCUGUCGAAUUAGUGGCUUUUAUAAUCAUUAUCUUAAAGAGCACGAGUAACUUUACUGUUACAAAAGCUAUAUCAGGUUUAAACAUAAAUUUAGGGAAUAGGGAAGAAGGGAAAUAAAGACCUUCAUUAUUUAUUUUUGAUAUCUCCUUACUGCGUUCAUUGAAAUAUGAAAUUUGUCUUGUUUUUUAAAGUGACUUAGUGACUGUGUAUCAUGUAAUAAGUAUAAUGUAAUGUAAUUUAGCUUGAAAGAUGCUUGACUUCAUGGCUAAUAAAAAGAAAAUAUAUCCUUUUUGUUUGAAAAGUU
Messenger RNA from Myotis lucifugus (little brown bat), 2034 nucleotides. RefSeq names its product transmembrane protein 237 (gene TMEM237). Bases 278 to 1465 code for a protein of 395 amino acids. Gene Ontology annotation, biological process: cilium assembly. The transcript is spliced from 12 exons. The record is from RefSeq and is a predicted model, not a curated record. NCBI's taxonomy places the organism in Eukaryota, Metazoa, Chordata, Mammalia, Chiroptera, Vespertilionidae. Gene Ontology annotation, cellular component: ciliary transition zone.